AUGGUGCUAUGCACCUCCGCCUAUGAGAACAGGUGUCAUUUCGGGCUCCAUGAGUUUUUCAUCACCGUUAAACUAGGAAAUGUCCAAGGAAAUGUUAACUUAUUAUCAUUAUUAUUAUUAUUAUUAUUAUUAUUAUUAUUAUUAUUAUUAUUAUUAUUAUUAUUAUUAUUAUUAUUAUUAUUAUUAUUAUUAUUAUUAUUAUUAUUAUUAUUAUUAUUAUUAUUAUUAUUAUUAUUAUUAUUAUUAUUAUUAUUGAAUAACUAA
Molecule: messenger RNA, 264 nt
Organism: Necator americanus (New World hookworm)
Lineage: Eukaryota; Metazoa; Nematoda; Chromadorea; Rhabditida; Ancylostomatidae
Exons: 2
Coding region: 1-264 (87 amino acids)
Source: RefSeq, a predicted model, not a curated record